UUGGCUCCGGAGUCUGUCAACCAUCUGAAGGUAGUUUUUAUUUCGUGAAAUCGGUAGAAAAAGAAAGGGCCGCUGCUCCGAAGCUCAGCUGACGGGAAGGGGGCUGUGCAGCUGCAAGUUCGAGGGCUAUCGGACCCCAAAAGCAGGGGUGGGUCCUAGCGCCCUGCUCCCCGAGCCACUCUACGCCGAACCAUGGGUACCCAAAAGCCGCGGAUCCUGCCCUGGCUGAAGUCGCAGCUGGACCAGGGGCGGCUGGAGGGGGUGGCCUGGCUGGACAAAAACAGAACGCGCUUCCGCAUCCCUUGGAAGCACGGCUUGCGCCAGGAUGCCCAGCAGGAGGACUUCGGCAUCUUCCAGGCCUGGGCCGAGGCGAGCGGCGCCUACACUCCUGGAAAGGAUAAACCUGAUCUGCCCACCUGGAAGAGGAAUUUCCGGUCGGCCCUGAACCGGAAGGAGGUGUUGCGCUUAGCCGAGGACCGGAGCAAGGACCCCCACGACCCGCACAAGGUCUAUGAGUUUGUGAACUCAGGAGCUGGGGACUUCGCUGAGUUGGACACGUCCCCAGACACCAACAGCAGAUGCAGUACCUCUGACACCCAGGAAGACGGACUGGAGGAGCUACUGAGUGACAUGGCCUUGGCCUCAUUCCCAGAUGAGGGGCCCUUGAGCCUGCCUGUGGUCCCUGAGCAGAGCCCCCCAUUCCUGCUGAGCCCCAGCUUAGACGUCCCUGCCCCCUGCCCAGACUUGCAGCCCCUGGAAAACCCACUGAGGCAGCUGUUGGUGCCUCAGGAAGAGUGGGAGUUCGAGGUGACUGCCUUCUACCGGGGCCGCCAAGUCUUCCAGCAGACUGCCUUCUGCCCGGGGGGCCUGCGGCUGGUGGCGUCAGACGCGGACCAGAUGCUGCCUGGACAGCCAAUAAUCCUGCCGGACCCCGGGGUGUCGCUGACGGACAAGGGCGUGAUGGGCUACGUGAGGCGCGUGCUGAGCUGCCUGGGCGGGGGGCUGGCUCUGUGGAGGGCGGGACAGCGGCUCUGCACCCGGAGGCUGGGGCACUGUCACACAUACUGGGCCUUGGGCGAGGAGCUCCUCCCUGACAGUGGCCACGGGCCCAUCGGCGAGGUCCCCAAGGACGAGGAAGGAGACGUGUUCGACCUGAAGCCCUUCGUGUCAGAACUGGUCGCCUUCAUCGAAGGAAGUGGACACUCACCUCGCUACACCCUCUGGUUCUGCAUUGGGGAGCCGUGGCCCCAGGACCAGCCGUGGGUCAAGAAGCUCGUGAUGGUCAAGGUUGUCCCCACAUGUCUCAGGGCCCUGCUGGAGAUGGCACGGUUGGGAGGCGCCUCCUCCCUGGAGAACACCGUGGACCUGCACAUUUCCAACAGCUACCCACUCUCCCUCACCUCGGACCAGUACAAGGCCUGCCUCCAGGACCUGAUCGAGGACAUGGAUUUCUAGGUCACUGGGGAGAUCUGACCCCUGACUCAUGGAUGCUGGCCCCUUGUGCCUUCACCGUAGCCAAUAAACUGUUUCUUACCA
Messenger RNA from Hyaena hyaena (striped hyena), 1536 nucleotides. RefSeq names its product interferon regulatory factor 3 (gene IRF3). Bases 193 to 1455 code for a protein of 420 amino acids. The record is from RefSeq and is a predicted model, not a curated record. Gene Ontology annotation, biological process: regulation of transcription by RNA polymerase II; immune system process. The transcript is spliced from 8 exons. Gene Ontology annotation, molecular function: protein binding; DNA-binding transcription factor activity, RNA polymerase II-specific; RNA polymerase II cis-regulatory region sequence-specific DNA binding. NCBI's taxonomy places the organism in Eukaryota, Metazoa, Chordata, Mammalia, Carnivora, Hyaenidae. Gene Ontology annotation, cellular component: nucleus.